Molecule: messenger RNA, 2193 nt
Organism: Prunus persica (peach)
Lineage: Eukaryota; Viridiplantae; Streptophyta; Magnoliopsida; Rosales; Rosaceae
Exons: 8
Coding region: 873-1928 (351 amino acids)
Source: RefSeq, a predicted model, not a curated record
AAAGUAUGAAAGCGUAACUUUAGAAAGAGAGAAGAAUAUUCAAAACUUGGUUAGCGAGCUCAGCUCUCAUUAUCCAGAGUCAGUGACUUCUGACUCAGCUGAGAGAUGUGCCCACAAAAGAUGAGCUGAGCAAAAGUAAAGAAUUACGCUCAUUACUCGGAGUCAGUUCUAAAGAAAUGUUAACUGGAAUUUGGAAUCCAGCUUCUGGUUUCCAAUCUGCUGGUGGAAUCAGUAUUUGCAUUGCAUGCAGCUGGGUGCUCUUCUCCAGAAGCUUCCUUCCUUCCAGCAAUAUAUACAUAAUAGCUCUAGAAAAGUAAAUAACCCCUGUUAGCUGAUGAGCCAAUCUACCAAGUUCUGCAGAAUUUGUAGGCUCUUCCUUUCGUUUCUUUUAUUUCUUUUGUCUUUUGUUGUGAACUGAAUAGAAACUUCAUAUAUUAACUUUCCUUUUUAUUCUUUGCUUCCAUUUAAUGUGUGGCUGUGAGUUUUCUGGCCAAUAAAUAAUACUACAUGGUAAUGAGUUACCACAAUCCCUAAACACAUACCUUUAGUUUUAAUACCAUUAAAAUGUAAUUUAGUCAACCUGGUAAUGACUUACUAUCGUAAAAAGAAGAAGAAAAAAACCAAUUACUCUCAUGUCAAUGUCAUCCCCUGCUUGUAAUUUGUUACACAGAGGAUUGCAACCAAGGCAGACAUGGGAUUUGGAAAUCCUUUGGAAUGGUAGCAUGUUUGGGUGGUCUGAGCAACGAGGAAGUUUCCUUGAAGUUUUUGGAGAAUUUAAGAAAAAAAAAAAAUAGCAUUAUGGUGUCACCACAGCCCCAAUCUUCACCUCUUCUUAUUCCGCGACUCUGUCUGUCCUCCGGCGAAUUGGAACCAUGUUGUGUCCUACUCCUCCUCAGCAGCAGCAACCUCAAUCUCUGCAAGCCUUGGCACGCAGCCAGUCCUUGUGUCUUCGACAAUCUCAGUCUCCCCGGACUUCACAACGCUGCCGCUCUUUAAACUACAAUUCAGGAAACGAUGCAGAUUACAGUCCGGAUUUCUCAAACGCCACAAUUGAAUUUGUGAUCAAAGGAUUGAAUAGUUUGAACAUUAAGAAGAACCUCAGCAGGUUGCCUUUGCUCAGCAAAGGUUCGCAUGAUGACAACAGCAACCAUUACAAGCAACAAUACCAGACGACAGGAUCUGACGAUUCCAACCCCACCGAGUCGCUUUUACUGAGCGUUAGUCCCCAUGCUGACACUGACCAAGACGAGCUGGGCAAUGUAACAAGGGUAGUGUUUCAGGGCUCUGUAGAUUCCGAUCCGAGUGUGUCUCCUUUACCUUGCAUUAGUACCCAAGCUGAUACUGACUAUGAUGGGCGAGACAGUGCGGGAUCUGAUGACAACCUCAGUGACUCGCUUUUACCAAGCAGUAUUCCUCGCAUUAGCACCGACUAUGACGAACCGGGCAAUCCGGCAGUGGGCCCUUCUGGUUCAAAUCCUAGUGAGUCUGCAGCAAUUAACAUUGGCUGGCAGGAUGAACAUAAUGAUUUUGGCCAGCCACAUCACAGGACAAGGGUAACUGCCUUAGAGUUGACCUUUAUGCUCGUUGGUUUCAACCUAGAAAUAUUGUCAGCCGGUUUCGAUCAGGUUUCCUCCACAAGUAAGCCUCGUUAUGCACUGAUCAGUUUGCUGUUGGCCGUUGCGGCUGUGUUUACUUGCAUCUGGGAGCUCAUUUAUAAUGGUAUGAAGGAGAGAGAUGCAUCUCCGAAUAGCACGGUUUUUGGUACGUUGCCUGACAUUUUCGGAUUGGGACUUGCUGUGAUUCAAUGUGUUUGCUCGGCAGUGCAGUAUUAUUUCCUCCAUCAUCAUCAUAGUAAUCCAAUGAAACUGUCCCCUGUGCCUCUCUUUUUCUUCAGCUGUUUGGUGGUUUUGAAAUUAAAAGGAAACUAGGGCCACACUGCAUAUAUAUUCAGACGCUAAAGCUUAUGACAGUAGGCAAUAUGUUUCCUGAGUUCUGUAUACGUAUCGAUUACGAAUGCAAAAUAGGAAGCAUGAGAAGUAUUUAUCUACUUUGUUCCCUGGAUCCAUGCAUACUUCUGGAAAUUUCACUUUAUUGUGUUUGUGUAUGUUCUGAUGAGUUUGUCUUUCUCUGUUAGGCUUUAUUGUGUUUGGCUUUUAGUCAUCCAAAAGAGUAAAUUUUUUUUUUUUUUUUUUU